AUGAAACUCAAAACCCUAAUCCAAACUCUCUUCAUCUCUCGUGUUUGUCGACUAAUCCGCGAAAUCUCAAGAGCUUCAUCCAUUCUUGUUAGAGUCUUGAGGAAGAAGCAAUACAAUCUCUUGUCAGUCUCUUCUUUACUCUACCCAAAGAGAGCCUCCAAGAAACAAAGGAAUAACAUUUUCUUUGGCUCCUUUAGACUUCACUACAACUUUUGCUCCUCUCAUGUAGUGCCGGUCUCUGCGCCAGUACGUCUCCCUGAAGAGCUCUACUUGGCUCAUCUCCAGUACGACUCCACUUUGGAGUCCAUGUAUUCGAAAGAAUCGCUGAAUGGUCUCGGUGAUGAUGAUGUUCAUGAACCAUCUCAGCUCUCUAGCUAUCUAAGACAGCUAGAGGAUGAUGAAGAAGAAGAUGAAGAAGGUAAAGAGGUAAGGAUGAUGAAUGAAAUUGAUAAAUUAGCUGAUAUGUUUAUAGCAAAUUGUCAUGAGAAGUUCAUGUUGGAGAAGGUUGAUUCGUAUAGGAGAUUUCAAGAUAUGCUGAAUAGAAGCAGUUGA
Arabis nemorensis is the source of this 552-nucleotide messenger RNA. NCBI's taxonomy places the organism in Eukaryota, Viridiplantae, Streptophyta, Magnoliopsida, Brassicales, Brassicaceae. The record is from the annotation of a GenBank genome assembly.